Molecule: messenger RNA, 2407 nt
Organism: Cokeromyces recurvatus
Lineage: Eukaryota; Fungi; Mucoromycota; Mucoromycetes; Mucorales; Mucoraceae
Product: kinase-like domain-containing protein
Exons: 4
Coding region: 55-2367 (770 amino acids)
Biological process (GO): protein phosphorylation; mitotic DNA damage checkpoint signaling
Cellular component (GO): nucleus
Molecular function (GO): protein serine/threonine kinase activity; ATP binding
Source: RefSeq, a predicted model, not a curated record
UUUUUUUUUGAAGAAAAAGGCUUGAUACAUUUAUUCUCUAAGAGCUUUUUGAUUAUGAAAAGCAAAGAUUAUAAUUCUAGUGUAUAUAAUAACGACCCAGUUCUAUCCAAGUCAUUAACUAUACAAAAGGACACUAAUCAAACGUUAAUGAAAGAUAAUCGAGGAGUGCCUAUUAUCCAAAGUACACCUAAUGCUAAAUUUAAAGUCUCUUCUAUUAGCUCACUUCAUAGAUCUAAGACUAUUAACAUUGAUAACGACCAUGAAAUUCACGACGAAAUUCAACUUUGUAAAAUUCGGAAUAAUAAUAAUAAUAAUUAUAAUGUGAACAUGUUAAUUCAAAACCCAAUUGCACAAAAUCAGGUUUUAGCAACACAUCAUCAGUCAUCACACAUGAAUUCAUCUAGAUUUUUUUCUGAAUCAUGGCAAGAUGCUUCAACUGAACCUCUAUUCCCUGAUUCUCCUAUGCCUGUUUCUCAAAAUUAUAUUCCAAUAAUAAACAGAAAAAAGAAGGAAUCUGAGCUAUCUUAUUCAAAAAGCUUGAAUAUCUCACCUUCAAGAGAGGAACAACAACCUAUUCUGCAACCAACCCCGCAAUCAGAGCAAAACCUUACACCUAUUCAGAUAAUAAAAAACAACAACUUAUUAAAGAGAAAAGAAUUUAUUAGAAAUAACGAUGAAAUUAGUAAUGCUGAAAUAACUAAAAGAAAAAGAUAUGCAACCAAUGAAGCUAUGAAUUCGUUUAGUUCAAAACUAUUAACCAUUUCACCUCAAAGAGAAACACAGCAGCCUGUCUUACAACUAACUCCACAAUCUGAACAAAAAGUGAUACCUCCAACGUCAAACUUGUCCAAAAAAUCAACGAAUAAUGAUACCCCUUUAUCUGAAAAGAAAGAAGAAAAUGAAAACAGUGAAAAAACGAUUACAAAUAAUUCUCAACAAGAACAUGAACAAAAACUUCGUAUUACCGAGAAUAUAAAUCGUUUAAUGUCUACCGUCACUUGUCUUCCAAAAUAUUAUAAAUUGAAAGACAAGAUUGGUGAAGGUACAUUUAGUACUGUAUAUAUGGCAGAAGAUGUUCGACAUCGUUUAUAUAAUAAUGAUGAAUGGAAGGCUCAGUUGAUAACUAGUGAAUAUCAAGAGGCUAAAGUUUCUUUAUUAUAUAACAAGAAUUUUGCAGCUUCUGAUAAAGAAGAUUUAAAUGAGUUUGUUGCAUUGAAGCAUAUUUAUAGUACAAGCAGCCCUAAAAGAAUUGCAAAAGAAAUUAAAAUUUUGAAAAUAUUAAAAGGAAGUAAAUGUAUCUCACCACUUAUUACAGCAUUUAGAGAACAAGAUCAUGUUUUUAUGGUCAUGCCUUACAUCAAACAUGAUGACUUUAGAGAAAACUUUUCUGAUAUGUCAGUGAUUGAAAUCAAAUAUUAUAUGAAGUCCCUGCUAACUGCUCUACAAGAACUCUACAAAUUUAAAAUCAUUCAUCGUGACAUCAAGCCAAAUAACUUUUUAUAUAAUCGUCGGAAAAGGGUGGGCUAUCUUAUUGAUUUUGGUUUAGCGGAAAAUGAAGAAGAAUGUAAAGCUUUAGAUACUAAAUCUGGGAACCAAGCUAGACAACGUUUAUAUAAUCUUGGCUAUUCAAAGAGAAAGACAAAUAGUACUUCUAAUCCUAGUCAUUUGCCAUCAUCUUCCUUAGCUGGAAAGAAUACUGUUGUUUCAACAUUUUCAAACAAAGAAAACACGACUACAGAAUUUUCAUCUACUACUUCAUUACAAACCUCAGCAGUUGAAACAUUAAUCAAAAAACAAAAGCCGAGUUUAAAUGUUAUACCUAAUAUAAACAGUUCACAAACUUCUAUCUCUGAAAAUGAAAGAAAUCAUAAACAAGAUCGUAAGCCAGAAUGUGUGGCAGGUCGCAUUAAAAACGAUCCUCGUAUUUAUAUUCGCGCAAAUCGUGCCGGAACUCGAGGCUUUAGAGCGCCUGAAGUUUUAUUCAGAGUUACGCGACAAACAUGUGCAAUUGAUGUUUGGUCGGCAGGCGUUGUGUUAUUGUGCUUCCUUACUAGUCGAUAUCCUUUCUUCCUUGCAAGCGAAGAAGCAGAGGGUAUUAUUGAAUUUUGUCAAAUCUUUGGUCUAAAAGAAAUGAAAGCUUGUGCAGAACAUAAUGGACGUAAACUUCAUACAAAUAUUAGCAUGCAAAAUGAAAGAAUUCCAUGGAUUCAACUUAUUGAAAAUUUAAACACUCACAACUUAGAACAAUGGGAACCUGUCGAUCUUGAGCAAGGCAUUGAUCUUCUAAAUCGACUACUAGACCUUCAUCCUGAUACCAGAAUAACAGCAAGAGAUGCUUUAAUGCAUUCAUUUUUCAGUAAUAUAUAAUCAUAUCUAUUUAUUAUCUUAUAUCCCCUUUAUUAAUUUU